This is a messenger RNA of Candoia aspera, 5451 nucleotides long. It is a transcript of the gene ATP9A, whose product is annotated as ATPase phospholipid transporting 9A (putative). Gene Ontology annotation, biological process: phospholipid translocation; retrograde vesicle-mediated transport, Golgi to endoplasmic reticulum; endocytosis. The transcript is spliced from 28 exons. The coding region runs from base 389 to 3529 and encodes 1046 amino acids. Gene Ontology annotation, molecular function: ATP hydrolysis activity; ATPase-coupled intramembrane lipid carrier activity; magnesium ion binding. Gene Ontology annotation, cellular component: endosome; trans-Golgi network; plasma membrane. The record is from RefSeq and is a predicted model, not a curated record. Lineage: Eukaryota; Metazoa; Chordata; Lepidosauria; Squamata; Candoiidae.
ACUCCAAAUGCUCGGACAAGAGUCACACAGCCUCAAGAGCAGAGUGGCGGGAAGAUAUUGCGCUGAGGGAGAGAGAAACGCAGGCAAGAAGGAGGAGGGUCACCCUCCGCGAGGAAUGGGGAAAGGCUAGAGGUGGCAGGCAAACCGCCCUCUCCCACUUCACACACCCUGCUCGGGGGGCUCUGGAGGAGGGGACACCGCGGGCGGCGGCGUGAGAGUCCACGUUACCUGCGCGACGCCGCCCAGCCCCCUGUCCGCCCGGUAUUGGCAGGCAGCGGCGCGCUCUCCUCACAGCGCGGAGAGGCUGGGCCGGGCGAGGCGAAGCUGGCGAGAAACCGGACCUGCUUGGCGCUCCUCCCCGCCUGCGCCCAGCACGGCUGCCGCGGUCAUGACCGAUAACAUCCCCCUGCAGCCGGUCAGGCAGAAGAAGCGGAUGGACAACAAGCACCGCGGCGGAUGUUGUGAAUGCCUAAGAUGUUGUGGAAGAAGAGACCCCAGGCCUCGAACUGUUUGGCUCGGCCAUCCAGAAAAGAGGGAUCAGAGAUAUCCACGCAAUGUCAUCAACAACCAGAAAUACAACUUCUUUACUUUUCUACCAGGAGUCCUGUUCAACCAAUUCAAGUACUUCUUCAACCUCUACUUCUUAUUUCUUGCCUGUUCUCAAUUUGUUCCUGAAAUGAGGCUUGGUGCACUUUACACAUAUUGGGUUCCACUGGGCUUUGUGCUUACUGUCACCAUCAUCCGUGAGGCUGUAGAGGAGAUCCGAUGUUACAUGCGCGACAAGGAAGUGAACUCUCAGAUUUACAGCAAGCUCACAGCAAGAGGCACAGUGAAGGUGAAAAGUUCUAAUAUUCAAGUGGGGGACCUUAUCAUUGUGGAAAAGAACCAACGGGUCCCUGCUGACAUGAUCUUCUUGAGGACAUCAGAAAAGAACGGGUCCUGCUUUCUCCGAACGGAUCAGCUGGAUGGUGAAACGGAUUGGAAGCUGCGUCUGCCUGUCAGCUGUACUCAGAGGUUACCUACUGCUUCCGACCUUCUUCAGAUCAGGUCAUAUGUGUAUGCAGAGGAGCCAAACAUUGACAUCCACAACUUUGUUGGGACAUUCACAAGAGAGGACAGUGACCCUCCUGUGAAUGAGAGUUUGAGCAUUGAAAAUACCCUCUGGGCUAGCACAGUAAUUGCUUCAGGAACAGUUGUGGGAGUUGUUCUCUACACAGGGCAGGAGCUGCGCAGUGUCAUGAACACAUCAAAUCCACGGAGCAAGAUUGGUCUCUUUGACUUGGAAGUCAACUGCCUCACCAAGAUACUCUUUGGGGCCUUGGUGGUGGUCUCCCUUGUCAUGGUCUCCCUUCAACACUUUGCUGGCCGCUGGUACCUUCAGAUCAUCAGAUUUCUUCUUCUUUUCUCAAAUAUAAUUCCUAUCAGUUUACGGGUGAAUCUUGACAUGGGAAAAAUUGUCUACAGCUGGAUGAUCCGGAGGGAUUCUAAAAUUCCUGGCACAGUAGUUCGAUCUAGCACAAUCCCAGAACAACUAGGAAGAAUAUCCUAUUUGCUUACUGAUAAGACAGGGACCCUAACACAAAAUGAGAUGGUUUUCAAACGUGUCCAUCUUGGAACAAUGGCUUAUGGAUUUGAUUCCAUCGAUGAAGUUCAGAGCCAUAUCUUUAGCAUAUAUACGCAGUCCCAGGAACCACCUGCUUUAAAAGCACCCAGCCUAGCUACCAAAGUACGAAAAACCCUGAGCAGUCGUGUCCAUGAGGCAGUGAAAGCAGUUGCUCUCUGCCACAAUGUGACUCCUGUCUAUGAAUCAAAUGGUGUGACAGAUCAAGCUGAAGCUGAGAAGCAUUAUGAAGAUUCUUGCAGAGUAUACCAAGCUGCUAGUCCUGAUGAGGUGGCCCUGGUGCAAUGGACAGAAAGUGUUGGCUUGACCCUGGUUGGAAGAGAUCAGGCUUCUGUGCAGCUGAGGACUCCUGGUGGCCACAUUCUAAACUACACCAUCCUCCAGAUUUUCCCCUUCACUUAUGAAAGUAAACGAAUGGGAAUUAUUGUUCGGGAUGAAUCUACCGGAGAAAUAACAUUCUACAUGAAAGGGGCGGAUGUGGUUAUGGCGGGCAUUGUUCAGUACAAUGACUGGCUAGAGGAAGAGUGUGGUAACAUGGCAAGAGAAGGACUAAGGGUUCUUGUAGUAGCAAAGAAAUCCCUGUCUGAGGAGCAAUAUCAAGAUUUUGAGGCCCGCUACGUCCAAGCAAAGUUAAGUGUCCACGAUCGCUCCCUGAAGGUAGCCACCGUGAUCGAGAGCCUGGAGAUGGAGAUGGAGCUGCUCUGUCUGACUGGAGUGGAAGAUCAGCUACAGGUGGAUGUCAGGCCAACCUUGGAAACACUGAAAAAUGCAGGCAUUAAGGUAUGGAUGCUCACAGGGGAUAAACUGGAAACAGCCACGUGUACAGCUAAGAAUGCACAUCUGGUAACCAGGUCUCAGGACAUUCAUAUAUUUAGACUGGUGACCAACCGUGGAGAAGCACAUUUGGAGCUGAAUGCCUUCCGCCGCAAGCACGACUGUGCCCUGGUGAUUUCUGGGGAUUCCUUGGAGGUAUGCUUGAAAUAUUAUGAGUAUGAGUUCAUGGAACUGGCUUGUCAGUGUCCGGCAGUGGUCUGCUGCAGAUGUGCCCCAACACAAAAGGCUCAGAUUGUACGCUUACUCAAGGAGAGAACUGGGAAGCUGACCUGCGCAGUAGGUGAUGGUGGGAAUGAUGUCAGUAUGAUUCAGGAGGCAGACUGUGGUGUUGGUGUUGAAGGAAAGGAAGGAAAGCAAGCUUCCCUUGCAGCAGAUUUCUCCAUCACUCAGUUUAAGCACCUGGGCCGGUUACUGAUGGUGCAUGGAAGAAAUAGCUACAAAAGAUCUGCUGCUCUCAGCCAAUUUGUGAUCCACAGAAGCUUGUGCAUCAGCACCAUGCAGGCAGUUUUCUCUUCAGUGUUUUACUUUGCUUCCGUUCCCCUCUAUCAAGGCUUUCUCAUAAUUGGGUAUUCUACCCUCUAUACCAUGUUUCCAGUAUUCUCUCUAGUCCUGGACAAAGAUGUCAAAGCAGUAGUGGCCAUGUUGUAUCCAGAGCUCUACAAAGAUCUCCUGAAGGGAAGGCCGUUAUCUUAUAAGACAUUUUUAAUCUGGGUGUUAAUAAGUAUCUACCAAGGCAGCAUAAUUAUGUAUGGUGCACUUCUGCUUUUUGAGUCCGAAUUUGUCCACAUUGUGGCAAUUUCCUUCACAUCCUUGAUCCUCACCGAACUGUUGAUGGUGGCACUGACCAUCCAGACGUGGCACUGGCUCAUGAUAGUGGCAGAAUUACUCAGCCUCUCAUGCUACAUUGCCUCGCUGGUCUUCUUACAUGAAUUUAUUGAUGUUUACUUCAUAACAACCUUAUCAUUCUUAUGGAAGGUGACUGUGAUCACCCUAGUCAGCUGUCUUCCUCUCUAUGUCCUAAAGUACCUGAGACGAAGGUUUUCUCCCCCAAGUUAUUCAAAACUGACAUCAUAGGAGCAAGGACUCAGUUUUCUUCUUUGCACAGUGCUUACAGACUCAAUAAAAGUGUACUCAUCAUAAUCAGAGCUAUGUCCGACAGUUGGAAAGGAAUCUGCAUUGGCUGGAGAACACUGCUGAAAGACUGAAUAAUUCAGUUAAAAGAAAAACCUCAGUCAAAUGAAGCAGGGAGAACUUGUAUGGGUGAUCCAGUUUUGACACUUUAUAUUUAUCAAACUGAAAACAAAUGCAUGUAACUGGGAAGAAAAAAACUGUCUGCCUGUGAUGGGUCUACUUAUCUGGAAAGUGCUGAGUCCGCUGUUGAUAUGACAAAUUUUUCAAAUGUAUUUUCCUUUUUAUGGGGGUUGACUUAUUUAAUCUCCUCAUUUUUUUAUUGCUACUUAUCUUUUGAGUUCAGGUUCUCAUUGUAAACAUUUUCUGUGCCUUGGGAAAUGCUUUCAACUGAGUGACACAACAGUGUACAGUUAGCAGACCACUGUACAUACCUCAUGCCGUGCUGAUCUCUUUGAUGUGGUCCAAUGCAAAUCAGAGUUACCAAUUUCUGUUGGCUACACUUUCCUUGAAUACUCUGAGAAAAAGGAAUUCACAGAUGAGUCUUUCUGGUUAUGACAUGUUGCGAUUGUUUUCUAAAGGGAAUGUGCAUUAUUCAUAAAGAGUAAAUUAUUGAAAAGUUUGUGGGGAGAAGAAAAUUGUAGUCCCAUAUCCUGGUUCUGCAAGGACAAACAGCCCAUUUAUUAUCACUAAUGUAAGAGUGGAAAAUCAUUUGCAGAAAAGAAGCCAAACAGUCAGAAGCUCAAGUUUCACCCUACAAUUCAUCACCAUCAUCUCUGCCACCUCCAGCAUUCUUUUUCUGAGGUUUCCUCCAAAUGGGUCAUCAGCUAAAAACAAGUUUGGCUGCCAGAACCAAAGAGAAUAAAGUGAAUGAGAUAAUUGACAGGUAAGAAAAAGAAUCAGACAUUAGGGCUGGGCAAGGCUUUGAACAAACAUCAGGACUCAGACUGAUGCAAAAUACUUCAGUGAGGUGCUACCUCAAUGGCUUGAUCUGUUCUGUCCAGGCAUAAAGCCCCUUGUCACUGCCUUCUUGGAUACUUGUUGAGCAUCCCUAUUAAGAAUCAAUUCUUAAUGCUAAUUCUCCCAUGCAUAUCCCCCAACUCACAUUACCACUAACCACCAAGUCUGUGCUUGAUGAGGUAAUUAAUAUUUUAUCCUAGUAUGCAGGUUUUAUUAGACUUUUCCCCAAGUACUUUAUGGCGAUUAUAAAUACACAGUUAGGUCCUCCCUCUGGAAAAUAAAGAAGAAAAAGUGGGAAUUCUUCUUUGGAGUUUAGAUUUCAUGUAGGAGAGAAAUGUGAUCUAGAAUGUUAUACACAGUUGAGUUGAACAAAUCCUUUGAACAGCGGUGCUUCAAACUGGACACAGUAUUCCAAGUGGGGUAUGACCAGGCAGAGUAGAGUGGAACAAUUAAGCACAUGAUCUGGACUCUAGUCAUACUAAUGCACUCCAAGAUAACAUUUGCCUUUGUAACAUCACACUGCUGGCUCUUGUUUAAUUUCUGGUCAAUAAGGACAUCCAGAUCCUAUUACCCUGCUGUCCAGCAGGAUUCCCUCCCCUGUACUUGCACCUUUCAUUUUAUCUUCUCAAAUGCAGAAUUUAACAUUUCUCUAUGUUAAAUUCCAUCCUCUUCACUUCAACCCAUUGCUUAAGCCUGAUUAGAUAUUUUGAAUCUUAUUUCAUUCCUGAAAAGUAUUAGCUGCUCCCAGCUUUGUGUCAUCUGCAGACUUGACAAGCAUCCCCUCAACUCCCUCAUCCAAGACAUUGAUAAAAAUGUUGAACAGCACAGGGUGUUGUGAUAGCACUCCACUUGAAACUUUCCUUCAAACUGAAAUGAGCCCUUUUGGAGCAUGGUCACUGAGGCAAUUU